Messenger RNA from Nomascus leucogenys (northern white-cheeked gibbon), 3526 nucleotides. It is a transcript of the gene SESN2, whose product is annotated as sestrin 2. Lineage: Eukaryota; Metazoa; Chordata; Mammalia; Primates; Hylobatidae. Gene Ontology annotation, cellular component: nucleus. Gene Ontology annotation, molecular function: L-leucine binding; oxidoreductase activity, acting on peroxide as acceptor. Gene Ontology annotation, biological process: negative regulation of TORC1 signaling; cellular response to L-leucine; positive regulation of macroautophagy. The record is from RefSeq and is a predicted model, not a curated record.
UUUUGUGUCCCCGCCCUCCCCCGGGGACCGCAGCGGGCUGAACUGCUGGUGUCAGAGCCCGGCGAGCGCUGGCAGUUCCGCGGCGGGGAUGCCGAGGAGCGCUGGGUCCGCGAGCAGCCCUGGCCCCUGCGGACUUCCGAGGCCGUGAAAACCCCUGCGCUGCGGCCCUUCCCAGGCCCCCGAGGCCGUUCGCCGUUCCCGAAGCCCGACCGGGGGAAGAGUCCAGCACCAAAGCGGCCGUUCUCGGAUUCCGGAGCGUUCUGGAGCCCCGAGAGACGCCCCGGGGUUCUAGAAGCUCCCCGGCGGCGCCCAGUCCCGGCUUCCUUCGGGCGUCCGUCCGAAAGCCGCUCGGGUGCACGGGUCGUCGGCGAGCCGCGACCGGGUCCUGGCGCGCACCAUGAUCGUGGCGGACUCCGAGUGCCGCGCACAGCUCAAGGACUACCUGCGGUUCGCCCCGGGCGGCGUCGGCGACUCGGGCCCCGGAGAGGAGCAGAGGGAGAGCCGGACUCGGCGAGGCCCUCGAGGGCCCAGCGCCUUCAUCCCCGUGGAGGAGGUCCUUCGGGAAGGGGCUGAGAGCCUCGAGCAGCACCUGGGGCUGGAGGCACUGAUGUCCUCUGGGCGAGUGGACAACCUGGCAGUGGUGAUGGGCCUGCACCCUGACUACUUUACCAGCUUCUGGCGCCUGCACUACCUGCUGCUGCACACGGAUGGUCCCUUGGCCAGCUCCUGGCGCCACUACAUUGCCAUCAUGGCUGCCGCCCGCCAUCAGUGUUCUUACCUGGUAGGCUCCCACAUGGCCGAGUUUCUGCAGACUGGCGGUGACCCUGAGUGGCUGCUGGGCCUCCACCGGGCCCCUGAGAAGCUGCGCAAACUCAGCGAGAUCAACAAGUUGCUGGCGCAUCGGCCAUGGCUCAUCACCAAGGAACACAUCCAGGCCUUGCUGAAGACCGGCGAGCACGCCUGGUCCCUGGCUGAGCUCAUUCAGGCUCUGGUCCUGCUCACCCACUGCCACUCGCUCUCCUCCUUCGUGUUUGGCUGUGGCAUCCUCCCUGAGGGGGAUGCAGAUGGCAGCCCUGCCCCCCAGGCACCUACACCCCCCAGUGAGCAGAGCAGCCCCCCAAGCAGGGACCCAUUGAACAACUCUGGGGGCUUUGAGUCUGCCCGCGACGUGGAGGCGCUGAUGGAGCGCAUGCGGCAGCUGCAGGAGAACCUGCUGCGGGAUGAGGGGACGUCCCGGGAGGAGAUGGAGAGCCGCUUUGAGCUGGAGAAGUCGGAGAGCCUGCUGGUGACCCCCUCAGCUGACAUCCUGGAACCCUCUCCACAUCCAGACAUGCUGUGCUUUGUGGAAGACCCUACUUUCGGAUACGAGGACUUCACUCGGAGAGGGGCUCAGGCGCCCCCUACCUUCCGGGCCCAGGAUUAUACCUGGGAAGACCAUGGCUAUUCACUGAUCCAGCGGCUCUACCCUGAGGGUGGGCAGCUGCUGGACGAGAAGUUCCAGGCAGCCUAUAGCCUCACCUACAAUACGAUCGCCAUGCACAGCGGGGUGGACACCUCCGUGCUCCGCAGAGCCAUCUGGAACUAUAUCCACUGCGUCUUUGGCAUCAGAUAUGAUGACUAUGAUUAUGGGGAGGUGAACCAGCUCCUGGAGCGGAACCUCAAGGUCUAUAUCAAGACAGUGGCCUGCUACCCAGAGAAGACCACCCGAAGAAUGUACAACCUCUUCUGGAGGCACUUCCGCCACUCAGAGAAGGUCCACGUGAACUUGCUGCUCCUGGAGGCGCGCAUGCAGGCCGCUCUGCUGUACGCCCUCCGCGCCAUCACCCGCUACAUGACCUGACUCCUGAACAGGACCUGGGCCCGGUUCAGCUCCCCACAAGGACUUCUCUGUCUGGAGACAGCCCCAGACUCUUUUGUGUCUCCUGCCCACCCUCCCCACGCUGGAGUGGGCUUGUGUGUGAUGUGCAGUCCCGAAGCCACGCCCUCCCUUCUCCUCUCUGGAACGGACAGUUCAUUGCACUGACUCUGGGAUCUCAGCCCUGCUUCUGGGAGCUGGAAGAGCACUAGGAGAUCCUAAGGGACCACACCCUUCCUCCUUCCCCUGCCCCCAGAGGCAGAGGGCACAGGAAAGAAGACGGGCCAAGCUCGGACGUAAUGUGCCACAAGUGUUGUGGCUUUCCUGAACUGGGAAGUCCCUGGCUGGCCCCCGAGGGAGAGGGGCAAAUGCCUCUGGGACUGACACUCCAGGCAGCGUUGCCUUCUCUCCCCUGUCAUUCCCAGGUUUCAUUACCUCCUACUUGCCAUUCACCCAUCAAUGUGAAAGUCAGGGUCACAGCUGGUCUGUGUGUCCAGUUCCCUAAAAGCCUAUUCUGUUGGGCAGCCUGAGGCUGUUGCCUGAAUCCUAGUUCAGUUUUUUUACUUCCUUUGCCCUUUUUUCCUUUUCUCCAUGCUUAAUGGUGUGAGGCCUCAGGAGAGAGGCCAAACACAUAAAAAAAAAAAAAGCAGAUUAUCUCUAGAGAGUUUGAACCUUUGCUGGUCACAUUGCCUUCUGAAGAGGAGGGAGUAUUAGAUUAUAAAUCCUCUUUAUUUUGGUCCUUUACGCUUGAGGUUCCAACCUGGAGCCACGGUGUGUGAGAGGAGGAGGAGAGGGAGAAUUCUGUUCUCCCAGAGCUGCACCUGCCUCGCAGAGGCCAGCACCCCACUCUCCUGCCUCCAGUGGCCCUGCCGCCGAUGUCUGCCAAAAAGUUGAGCCUUUCUAGAUGGCUUAGGUGGCACCAUGGCUCAGCAGGAGGGGUGGGAGGCACCAGGGUUCUUGUUUGGACCCUGCCCCUGAGCCAUGGCCAGGUGACCAUGGCUACAUUGGCCAAACCUCUGACUGCCACAGCUGCAGACUGAGAGGGUGGGUCUGAGUCCCCACAAUGUCUGAAGCUGCCCCUGGGAUUCUCAGGCCAACCUGCCAACAGCAAGCGGAUUUUCUUGCAAGAUCAGGGACCCCACUUCUGCAGCCAGUGUCUCCUGGUGCCUUCUGAGGACUCUCACCCCCAUCCCAGUAUCUCAUCUGUCCCCUCUCCUGGGGCUUAAGUGGAUUGCUUCGAGGCAGAAGCAGCCAAGCACCGAUUCCAGGCACUUUCUGUAGCAAACGACUGUGAAUUACGACUUCUCUUGCCCUUCUUCUAGCAGUCUGUGCCUCCUCUCUGACCAGUCUGGAGGACACUGAAGAAAGGCAAGGGCCGUGCUGCUGCUGGGCAGGGCAGGAGAGGAGCCUGGCCAGUGUGCCACAUUAGAUACCCGUGCAGGCGCGGAGAAGCAACUGGCAUCCCCUUCAGGCCUGAAAGCCCUCCCUGCAAGAAGAAGGUGUGCAGGAGAGAAGAGGCCCCAGCGUGGGGAUUUGGGUUCUAGAGGGGAUGUGAUGACUGUCCACUGGGUGGGUAGGGACUAGUAUCCAGUGUUCAAGUGCAGAAAUCUUUGGCUUUGCUACCAGUUCCAUAUGACGAGAAAUAAACGUUCGCUGAGGUUUUGUUUCAUA